Sinocyclocheilus anshuiensis is the source of this 5986-nucleotide messenger RNA. RefSeq names its product receptor-type tyrosine-protein phosphatase F-like. Gene Ontology annotation, biological process: protein dephosphorylation. The transcript is spliced from 27 exons. Gene Ontology annotation, molecular function: protein tyrosine phosphatase activity; protein binding. Bases 91 to 4458 code for a protein of 1455 amino acids. NCBI's taxonomy places the organism in Eukaryota, Metazoa, Chordata, Actinopteri, Cypriniformes, Cyprinidae. The record is from RefSeq and is a predicted model, not a curated record.
AAAUCUCCAGAGGACCAGACGGGGAUUUCAGGAGGAGUGGCAUCCUUUGUGUGCCAAGCAGCGGGUGAGCCCAAGCCUCGGAUCACAUGGAUGAAGAAAGGAAAGAAAGUUAGCUCCCAGCGCUUUGAGGUGAUUGAAUUUGAUGAUGGCUCGGGCUCAGUUCUCCGCAUACAGCCGCUACGUACUCACAGGGACGAGGCCAUCUAUGAGUGCACAGCCACCAACAGUGUGGGAGAAAUCAACACCAGUGCCAAACUUACUGUGCUGGAAGAAAACCAGAUUCCUCAUGGCUUCCCCACCAUAGACAUGGGCCCUCAGCUGAAAGUGGUGGAACGAACAAGAACAACUACGAUGCUCUGUGCCGCCAGUGGGAACCCUGACCCAGAGAUCACUUGGUUCAAGGACUUCCUGCCUGUAGACAUCAACGGCAAUGGGCGAAUCAAACAGCUUCGUUCAGGAGCUCUGCAGAUUGAAAACAGCCAGGAAUCAGACCAGGGCAAGUACGAAUGUGUGGCUACGAACAGCGCCGGGACGCGCUACUCGGCCCCCGCCAAUCUCUACGUGCGAGACCCUCGAGAAGUACGGCGAGUGCCGCCCCGUUUCUCUAUCCCACCUACCAAUCACGAGGUGAUGCCAGGGGGCAGUGUCAACCUCACCUGUGUGGCGGUAGGUGCCCCCAUGCCCUAUGUCAAAUGGAUGGCUGGUGAGGUGGAGCUCACCAAGGACGAGGAGAUGCCCGUGGGACGCAAUGUCCUGGAGCUCACCAACAUCCAUCAGUCGACCAACUACACCUGUGUGGCUAUUUCAUCUCUCGGUAUGAUCGAGGCAACCGCACAAGUUUCUGUCAAAGCUCUCCCAAAGCCUCCUACGUCUCUAAUUGUGACGGAAACCACAGCUACCAGUGUUACACUGACAUGGGAUUCUGGAAACCCUGAACCUGUGUCUUACUACAUUAUCCAGUACCGGGCCAAGACCUCGGACUCCAACUUCCAGGAAGUGGAUGGUGUUGCCACCACACGUUAUAGCAUCGGUGGUCUCAGCCCUUAUUCUGAGUAUGAGUUCCGCGUCAUGGCGGUCAACAACAUUGGCCGUGGUCCACCCAGCGACCCAGUUGAGACACGGACGGGUGAGCAAGCACCUUCCUCCCCACCACUGCAUGUCCAGGCACGUAUGCUGAGUGCCAGCACCAUGUUGGUGCAGUGGGAACCGCCGGAGGAACCUAAUGGUCAGAUUAGAGGCUAUCGCAUCUACUACACAUCUGACCUGGACACGCCUCUCAGUGCCUGGCAGAAACACAACACGGACGACAGCCGUCUCACCACAAUCUCGAACCUGACCCCCGACAUCACCUACAGCCUGCGUGUGUUGGGCUUUACAUCUGUAGGGGACGGACCCCCAUGUGAUGUGUUGCAGGUCAAGACGCAACAAGGAGUACCUGCUCAGCCUUCCAACUUUGAGGCUGAAGCAGAGCUGGAUACGCGGAUCCAGCUAACUUGGCUGUGGCCAGUACAGGACCCCAUCAUCAAAUAUGAGCUGCUAUAUUGGGAGGCUGACUCAGAGAACAAGAUCCAUGUCACCUUUGACCCUGCCGGCUCAUACGCUGUUGAAGGUCUGAAGCCGGACACUCUGUAUAAAUUCUCCUUGGCGGCCCGCUCUGAAAUGGGGCUAGGGGUCUUUACUCAACCCAUUGAAGCCAGGACUGCCCAGUCCAUGCCUGGAGCUCCACCUCGGAAAGUCGAAGUAGAGGCUGUGAACUCCACAGCUAUUCGUGUGACAUGGAAGCCACCUCUUUCUGGGAAGCAGCACGGCCAGAUCCGGGGAUACCAGGUCAUAUACUCCCGCCUGGAGAACGGAGAGCCACGUAGCCAGCCAAAUAUAAUGGAUGUCGCUCUGCCAGAAGCACAGUGGAAAAUUGAAGAGUCCACGGAAUAUGAGGCUGUGAUCACUGGACUUCACUCUGAGACCUCUUACUCCGUUACCGUGGCAGCAUACACAACCAAGGGUGAUGGGGCACGCAGCAAAGCCAAAGUCAUCACCACCACCGGAGCAGUGCCUGGGAAACCCACCAUGAUCAUCAGCACCACCAUUGGCAACACGGCCCUCAUCCAGUGGCAGCCUCCUAAGGACAUGGUGGGUGAGCUGAUUGGCUACCGACUACGGUACAAGCGUGUGGAGGAUGAAAACUAUGAAGUCCGUGAGUUCGCACGCAACGACAACCACCACACCGCCACAGAACUGCACAAGGGCGCCACCUACACCUUCCAGCUGAGUGCCAGAAACCGGGCGGGAGCUGGAGAGGAGUAUGUAAAAGAGAUCAGCACACCGGAGGACGUGCCAAGUGGGUUUCCCCUCAACCUACGUGUCGUGGGCCUGACCACCUCCACCACCCGCCUUGCCUGGGACCCCCCGGCCCUCUCUGAACGCAACGGCCGGAUCACACAAUAUCUAGUGAUGUACCGUGACAUCAACAACAUACAGAACGGCACCAAUCGCACAUCUGACACUCAGAUGACCAUCCAGGGGCUUCGGCCAGACACCACCUAUGAUAUCCGUGUGCAAGCCUUCACCAGCAAGGGAGGGGGUCCCAUAAGUCCUAGUAUCCAGAGCAGGACCAUGUCUACAUCACCGGCAUUUGCCACAAGUUUUGGUGUCAAAGCUGUGAUGAAAACCUCUGUCCUUCUCACCUGGGAGGUGCCAGAAAAUUACAAAUCCCAAGUGCCUUUUAAGAUCCUCUAUAACCAGCAGAGUGUGGAAGUCCAGGGCAACCUCAAGAGGAAGCUGAUCACACGACUGCAGCCAGACACUAAUUAUUCCUUCGUGCUGAUGAGCCGGGGAAACAGUGCUGGUGGCCUGCAGCAGCAGGUCUCUAUUCGUACCGCACCUGACCUGUUCAAAACUAAACCUGUCCUGUACACAGCAGACCAGACCAGCAAUGGCAAACUCACCAUCAACCUGCCCAAAGUGCCCACCACAGCUCCUGUCAGGUGGUACUACAUUGUGGUCAUGCCCGUGUCUCUUACAUCAUCUCGUAAGUGGGUUAAUCCCGACGAGAUGGAGCUGGAUGAGCUCUUGGAGUCUAGUGAGGGAGCUCUGCUCAGGAGACGACGUCACACGGACACUGUUAGGCCGUACAUCGCCGCAAAGCUGCCCUCCCUCCCAGACACCUUCACCUUGGGAGACAAAAAGACAUACAACGGCUUCUACAACCGUCCCCUUCCUAACAACCAACACUACCAGUGCUUUGUCAUGGCUGAACUCAAGGACCAAUACCCUGUUACUGCCAAUGAGAAGCAGCGGACCUUCUCGGCCAGCCCAUACUCGGACCCCAUCAUCGUGCAGGAUAAAAACCUUAUGCAGCCCAGUGUGGACCAGCCUGAGAUGCUCUGGGUUAUGGGCCCCGUUCUUGCCGUAGUGCUCAUCAUCAUCAUAGUCAUCGCCAUCCUGCUCUUCAAGAGCAAACAGGAGAGGAAGAGGGCAUCCCCCCUACCGAAAGAUGAUCACUCUGGUGGAGUGAAGGAUUGUCUUUUGGCCAACUCGUCUGAUCCUGUAGAAAUGAGGAGACUCAACUACCAGACACCAGGAAUGAGGGAACAUCCUCCUAUAUCUGUCUGCGAGCUGGCAGACCACAUAGAGCGACUCAAGGCCAACGAUGCCCUCCGAUUUUCCCAGGAGUAUGAGUCCAUUGAUCCAGGCCAGCAGUUCACAUGGGAGAACUCCAACUUAGAGGUCAACAAGCCAAAGAACCGUUAUGCCAACGUUAUUGCUUACGACCACUCGAGAGUUGUUCUCACCCCCGUGGACGGUGUUCCAGGCAGCGAUUACAUCAAUGCCAACUACACUGACGGCUACCGUAAGCAGAAUGCCUACAUUGCCACGCAGGGCCCUCUGCCUGAGACUCUGAGCGACUUCUGGAGGAUGGUUUGGGAGCAGAGAGCCAGUACCAUCGUCAUGAUGACCAGACUGGAAGAGAAGACCAGGGUCAAGUGUGACCAGUAUUGGCCUGUUCGUGGCACAGAGACUUGCGGAAUGAUCCAAGUGACCAUGCUUGAUGCUGUUGAGUUGGCAACUUACAGUGUGCGCACCUUUGCCCUUUACAAGAAUGGCUCUAGCGAGAAACGCGAGGUCAGGCAGUUCCAGUUCAUGGCCUGGCCAGACCACGGAGUGCCUGAAUACCCCACCCCCAUCCUAGCCUUCCUACGCAGGGUCAAAGCCUGCAACCCUCCCGAUGCUGGACCCAUGGUAGUGCACUGCAGUGCUGGAGUGGGAAGAACAGGUGUUUUCAUCACUCUAAGUAUUGUCCUAGAGAGGAUGAGAUAUGAGGGUGUGGUGGAUCUGUUCCAGACCGUUAAGACCCUGCGCACACAAAGGCCUGCCAUGGUGCAGACAGAGGACCAGUACCAGCUGUGCUACAGAGCCGCUUUGGAGUACCUGGGGAGCUUUGAUCACUAUGCAACGUAACCACUCCUGGACCACAGCCCUCUGGUACAACUCUUCAGGAGUGCACCAAGUGUUCCUUCUGAGCCACCAUUCCCCAUCCCCAUCCUGUACAGAGAUCUGGGGGGUGGGAAGGGCAGGCUAUCCAGUGGCUGGUUAACCAAUCACAGCAGUCCAUUAUCAACUGGCACCAAGAGAUUGCUUUAAGAAAUAUAGACAACUCUCUUUCAAGAAGCACCAUCUAAAAAAAACUACAUUCUAGUUUCUCCUUAGCGUACGACAACCCACACUACAGUCGAAGGCUACUGGUAGCACUCAUUCUUCUUCUUCUUUUUUUUUAAAUCAUGAUUAUCAUUUGUUAUUAUUUUAAAAAAUCCAUUAUGACAAUAUUGUUAUUAUUCUUAUUUAGAAUAUUUGUGUUUUUAUUUUUAAAUCAUCUUUUGUCUUAAUGGCCUUUUCCAUGGGUCUACCUUUUCCUUAUUUGGUAGUUUUAUUUUUUAUUUUCUUCAUAAUAGGUUAUUUUAGCACAAGGACAUGUAUUUUUAACAUGUUCCUGAUACUAAUACCAGAGAACCACUGUUCUCUAAGCUGCUGAUGGUUUGACUUUGUAACAUGAUUUUACUGUUGUUAUUUUUUUUUUCCGUUAUGUAUAAUUGGUCUUAUUGGGCUAAAAUGAGUGGGUUCACUUUUGGAGAAGCCUUUAAUGUUCUGUCUCUGUCUCGAUAAAAGAAAAAUCUCCAACUGCGAGACGUAUGUAUUUGGGUUAGUGGUACUAAAUUAAGAAAAGCUUUUUUGUAGGGGAAAGCAAAUCAACUAACUAAUAAAAUCGGCACUGUACAGAACUCAGUAAAGGGUUAAAUGCGAUUUGUGAGGAAUACAUUACGACCUUCUGAUUGGAGCACAUUCACCGUGAGGGACGUUACCGGCAACUGAACGCAAUCCUAACGAAAAGUGCCCCUUCUCUGUGACGUUUGAAGACCUGAUAUUGAAAUGAGACCAAUUGCCAUUGGCACCUGUACAGUAUAAACCACUCCCCCCAAGGGAGAGUCAGCUCUGUUUAAUCCAACUCUUCUUUUUUUUAUACAGAAAUAUAUAGACAUCAGUUUAUAAUUAUGGAUAAAUAUAAAUACUAUUAUACAGUAUAUAAACAGCUUCUGCUCUAUUGUCCAUAAUUCUCUCAAAACGUAAUCCUGGACUUUUCUUGAUAUACCGACAUAGAGAAAAUUACACGAGAGACUGCUGUGUGUGAAUCUAUUCAUGGUACAAAAGUUAUAUCUACUGUAGUAUCUACGCACCCCAGGUAUUUGGCGGUCUCCUCUGGUGGGGUGGGGCAGCAAAUUAAAAACACUUUCUACAGGACAACAUUUCAUGCCUGCUCAAUUACAACCGGCAUGUAAAAGGGAGACCUGGCCAUACAUUCAGUAUAUGUUGGAAAGUUCAUUUUUACCUUGUGAAUGAUUAGUGCUGUAGAGGUUCGAUCUGUUGUAUACACAGUCUGUUUUCUAUUUGUUAAUAAGAAAACUGGAAUAAAAAAAAAAUGUUGCAGGAAAAA